AAUCCCUGAUAAAUAAAUUGCAGGAGGACAUCUAUGGAUGGACUCUUAGUCUCAAUGGCUUUGAAUCUAAGUCUGUUUUUGGCUUUGUUUCUUCCAAACUAUUCUCAAGUAUGAACAUUCUGUCGAUCCAAAAAAUCAUCCAACCGUUGUUCUAUUCAUGCCACCAAACUUCAAUCAUCUCAUUCCUGAAUAUAUGUCUCUGUUUUUUUAGGCUGAUUUAUUUUUCUAUUUUUAUUUAUUUUCUUACCAAUAAAAAGCAAAGAGACAGAUAAAAUAACCUCAAAAAGGUAAAAUUAAAAAACCUUUAAUCACCUUAAUUGAAAAAAAGAAGAAGAUAAAUUAGGUGUCCUUUUGCUUUCUUUUUUGACCAUCAAAAUUAACUGAUAUUUUAUUUUUAUAUUGAGGCUUGGUUUGAUGUGAGAAUAAAAAACAAAAAAAAAAAAUAUGAAAGGAGCAACAAGCUUUGGUGGUGGAGGCAAGGAUGAUUCUUCUGCUGCUGUUUCUACCAAGAACAAUAAACCCAAAUAUUCUAGAUUCACACAGCAAGAGCUUUCUGCGUGUAAACCUAUUUUAACACCAGGAUGGGUCAUUUCAUCAUUCAUUGUUAUUGGAGUUGUGUUUAUCCCUAUAGGCCUUGCUUCCUUGUUUGCAUCAGAACAUUUGGUGGAAAUUGUGGAACGAUAUGACAUAGAUUGCAUUCCUCCUGCUUAUAGAAAUAACAGCCUACAUUACAUACAAGCCAGCGAAACAAACAAGACGUGCACUAGGACCUUCAAUGUUCCAAAGCAUAUGAAAAGUCCUGUUUUCAUCUAUUACGAGCUUGAUAACUAUUACCAAAACCAUCGCCGAUAUGUAAAAAGUCGAAGUGAUACACAGUUGCGAGGCAAGGCCAGUGAAAGUGCUACAGAAACCUGUGAACCAGAAGCAGUCACUUCGAAUGGACAACCAAUUGUUCCCUGUGGCCUUGUUGCUUGGAGUUUGUUCAAUGACACCUACAGGUUUUCAGUCAAAAACGAGGUUUUAGAUGUCAGCAAAAAGAACAUCGCUUGGAAAAGUGACCAGGAGAAUAAAUUUGGUUCUGAUGUUUAUCCUAAAAAUUUCCAGAGUGGAAGCUUGAUUGGGGGUGGAAAACUCAAUUCAAGCAUACCUUUGAGUGAACAAGUAGAUCUAAUUGUAUGGAUGCGCACUGCAGCACUGCCAACGUUCAGAAAACCAUAUGGAAAGAUAGAAAGGGACCUUCCUGCUAACACUACAAUUACGGUUAUCAUUCAGAAUAAUUAUAAUACUUACAGUUUUGGAGGCAAAAAGAAGCUGGUUCUUUCAACCACGAGUUGUUUAGGUGGAAAAGAUAAUUUCUUGGGCAGUGCGUAUCUCUUUGUUGGUGGCUUGUGCUUGUUCUUGGCAGUGUGCUUCAUGCUUGUUUAUGUGUUAAGGCCAAGGCCCAUUGGCGAUCCAUCCUACUUAUCUUGGAACAGGAAUCCAGGAGGAUAUGUGAAUUAGAACUCUAAACCAUGUUCUGUCAAUUUGCAAGUUUGUGAUCCACCUUCUAGCCAUGCUCCUGCACAAGCUUCAUUUCUAUCACACCAAACCAACAGUUCCAUAUAGGAAUCUAGGGCUUUGCAUUCUGAUAAAUGCAAUGACAUAUUGUCAUUAACUUAAUAUAUGAUAGGCUGAUUUUCGUCGUUUCA
Populus trichocarpa (black cottonwood) is the source of this 1688-nucleotide messenger RNA. RefSeq names its product putative ALA-interacting subunit 4. The coding region runs from base 445 to 1500 and encodes 351 amino acids. The transcript has 8 exons. The record is from RefSeq and is a predicted model, not a curated record. NCBI's taxonomy places the organism in Eukaryota, Viridiplantae, Streptophyta, Magnoliopsida, Malpighiales, Salicaceae. Gene Ontology annotation, cellular component: endoplasmic reticulum; plasma membrane; Golgi apparatus.